Meloidogyne enterolobii is the source of this 5241-nucleotide messenger RNA. Lineage: Eukaryota; Metazoa; Nematoda; Chromadorea; Rhabditida; Meloidogynidae. The record is from the annotation of a GenBank genome assembly.
UUAUGCCCAAAAAACAUAAAAUAAUUGACGAGAUUGAGGAUGUAUCACCUUCAACAAGUAAUAGCGGAGUUAAUCCUCGACGACAUUCAGCAACUGAGCAGCGUCAAACUCAUCAUGACAAGAAGAUGCCUAAAAGUGCUGUUCGAGGCGAAUUGAAAGGAUUACAAGAUUCCCUUUCCAAAUUUUUUACACCUUCUGAUAUGCGUCGUUCUCGUGCCCACAGUUUCAAAAUUGGGAUAGAUCAGCAUUUGGAAAUUGAUGUUGACAACAUUCCCAACAAAAUGGUCUCGAGGAGCGAGUCAAAGAGUUCUAGAACUAACAGUAUUAGCAGCCAUAUCUCGCCCAAAUCUCCUCACCAUCGUGAUCGUUUAGAAGACGCGUUAACCAAGUAUUUCACUCCAAAUCCAGAUAAGAGAAGACUACACAAAGAGGGAGAAUAUUGGCAGUUGUCUAAAGGUGGUGAUUUUACUAGACCAAAAACGGCUUCAUCUGAACAUGCCAAAAUUUGCGAAUCAGAUGGGAUGGAGGAAGACGAAUCUCAAAAGGUGGUUUUACAGCCAACGGAUGAAGUUACAGCUCCUACAAUCAACAAAAUUCAUAAACCGGUAAAUAAGCAAAAAAAGGUGCUUGAAAGACGUGAGAAUAAAUCAGCUGCCAUAAAAUCUGCCCAACUUAUUAAGAGAGCAUACAAAGGAAGUCGAGAUUCUCGUAAACAAUUGAAACAACCAAUUUCAUCAUUUCUUAAAAUCUCAUCUGGUGCUUCUCUGAAAACUCAAGAAAAUACAAGGCCAUUAAAAUCUUCAAUCUCUUCUACUAAAGCCAUUAAAAAUGAUAUUUUACCCAAAAUUACUGAUGAAGAUCGUCAUCUUUUUGAACAGGCUAGACGACAUAUUUUAAAGGAUCUUGAAUUGGCUAAUACAGCAUUAAAAAUGGAUGAUAAAUCGAUUUUUCCACCAAAAAUACGAAUUCACUGUUAUGAGAUUGAUACAUGGUUUUCUGCUCCAUAUCCUCAAGAAUAUGCUUGUUUGCCUGUCCUAAACAUUUGUGAUGCCUGUUUAAUGUAUUUAUCAGUUCCUAGUUGCCAUAUGAGAAAAUGCAAACAACGUUAUCCUCCUGGGAAUGAAAUUUAUCGUGAUAAUGAUUUUUCAGUAUUUGAAGUUGAUGGAAAUUUGGCAAGAGUUUACUGUCGUAAUUUGUGUUUGCUGGCUAAAUUAUUUAUUGAUCACAAAACUUUAUAUUUUGAUGUUGAACCAUUUUUAUUUUAUGUGUUAACGUUAAAUGAUGAAACUGGUUGUCAUUUUGUUGGUUAUUUCUCUAAAGAAAAAUUUAGUCAUCAAAAAUACAAUUUGGCAUGUAUUGUAACUUUACCUUGCUAUCAAGGACGUGGUUUUGGCCGUUUUCUUAUUGAAUUUAGUUAUGCACUUUCUAAACGUGAAGGAUUAAUUGGAAGUCCAGAAAGGCCUUUAUCUGAUUUGGGAAAAUUUGCUUAUCAUAAUUAUUGGCUUUACAAAAUUUUUGAUUUUUUCUGUGAACGUUACAAAAAUGAAGAAGAUGAUGAUUUUAAAGAUAAAAUAUCUUUAAUCGGUUUGUUUGAGUUUAGAUUUAUUUUUAAGAUUCUUUUAGAAAUCUCGAAUUUAACGGGAAUUUCACCUAAUGAUAUUGCUGAAACACUGGCAGAAAAUUUGAUGCUUCCAACAAAAGAUUCAAAGACAUCCAUUGUUCUGGACAGAGCUGCUAUUGCUGCACAUAGAAAAGCAAGAGAGACCAAAAAGAGAAUUUUACUUGAUGAAAGCAAAUUAAUUUGGGAACCUAAAAUUUACAGCCCUUCAAAAGAUUUGCGUGUUCAAUCACCUUUAAUUACGACAUUGCCUGUUACUCCAAUAAAAGAUGGUUUGGAUGAUGAAGUUUUGAUGGUACAUACUGUUCAAACAAGUGAUUUAAAAAAUAAAAAGACCAUUCCUGCUUCUACUGGAAGAGGAGCACAUAAAACAUUAAAAAGAGCUAAUACUACUGCAAAUAAAAGGACUCCUGUUGGUAGGGGAAGAAAGAGUACAAAAAAUAAAGGAGCGAGUGGAAGAACAAGUAGUAUCAAAUCAAGGGAUUUAAUGUCAUCUGAAACUGAAGUAGAUAUUGAAGAAGGCUCUUCGUCAAAUGUUCGAAAAAGGGGAAAGACUGUGAGAAAAGUUGCUAGUUGUAAAAAUGAAACAGAAAAACAUCAUAAAAAUAUUGGUUCGUCAUCAACCGAUGAUGAUGAUGAAGGAAAAAUUCCACAAAAUAAAAGAAGAUUGAACCAAAAUUUAAAUAGAACUGUUAGUUUACCUCAAUCAUCAAUAACUCCAUCAAAUUCUUCACAAAAUAUUUCUUCAAAUAGAUGUGUAGUUUCUUCACCGCAAGUUAACUCCAAUACAAAUUUAAUUUGUGAUAAAGAAUCAGCAACAGCAAAAUUAAAUUUGUCUGAUCAAGAAGAAAAAAAUAAGAAGACUGUUGAAACAACUGAUAGUGAAAAUGAUGGGACUGUUAGGAUGAAAUUGGUUGAUAAUAAUGAUGACAAAAAGAAACAAGUUGAAUCUGAAGAAACUGACAUUUCAUCCCACCAUUAUUCACCAACAACGCCACCAUUACCUAAAAGAAGAAAAUUUUUGUUGAAAAGAAAAAUGCGUGAUGGUGGUAUUCAAAGAAGAAGAGGAAAUAGUUCUCCUUCUACAUCUUCUGAUGACGAAAGCUCUUCUUCUGGAUGUGAUUCAGAAAGAAUUAAAAAGGAUUCUGAUGUGUUAAUUUUAAGUGAAAAGAAGGAGAAAAAAUCAACGUUUCAACGAAGUGAGUAUAACAAUGAGACUUCAGCAGAGGAAGAAAACGAUGAUAAUGAUGAAGAAGAAGAACGUUCUUUUUGUUCUUCUGUUAGUCCACAACCAUUAGGAGAUAGAUUACCUCCUUUAAAGGAACAUGAAAAUUUGAUUAAUAUGGGAGGAGAACCUGACACAAUUAAUAUGGGUGGAGAGCCUGAUAACGAUGAUAUUGAUAAUGCUACUUCAUUUUCUACUGUUGGUAUUUCAAGUUAUAAAGCUCCAGUUCUUAUUACUGCACAUCCAAUGGAAGAAGCAGAUGAGGAAUUAUUGGAUGAACCUCCAACAGUUGAACAAUUACAAAGUUUAAACAGUGGUGAACAACAACAACAUUUAUCAACAGAAGUUGUUGGAGGAGAAUUUUCACAAAGUUUAAAUGUUAUGGAGGAAAAUGUCAAUAGUGAUAGAAAUUUGGAUAAUGGAUUAAAAAGCUUGACAGUUAAUGAUAAAAAGUCGACAUCCUCGGGAACAUUGAAAAUUCCAUCAAUACGAAUUGAUUUUCAACAAAAAUCUUGUUCACCAUCUGAUGUAGCUACAGUCGAAAUGCCAGCAUUAGACGCUGCUGAACGUCACAUUUCUCCAGCUGAAAAUAUUUGUCGUUUUGGUGAGGAUGAACUAGUUGAAGAUGACGCUCCACCAAUGUUAUCACCUCAAGCUCAUAAUUCUGAAAAUUUGACUUCCUCAUCUUCUAAUAAUCAGCAAUCUGUGAAUACUAUGAAAACUUUAAUAACAACAACAACAACAUCUUUAACCUCAACUACAAAUGAUUCUUUUAAUAAAACUUUUGAGGCUAGCCAUAAUAAUUCAACAAUUAAUGAAGGAUUACAAAAUACUUCAUCAUCUUCCGGAUCUUCUGGUGGUUGUGGAGACAUGAUACAAUAUAAUAAUAACAUUUCUUGUGAACAAAUCCAUGAUGAAAGUGAUAGUUUUACUCUAAUACUUCAAAAAGAUUUGCUAAAAGUAAGCAAACCUGUCAAUAUUCUACAUGAUAACCAACAAAUUGACGAUCAACAUAGUCCUCAAAUUCGUGUUCGGUCAGAAUCAAAUGUUGAAUUUUGUAGUCCUUCAACUGCUAAUAAAUUACAAAGAACAAGCAGUUUUAGUGGUGGAGCAGCACAAACUUCAAUUUGUGCAAGAGAAGCUAUGGUUGUUAAUAAUUUCAAUACGAUACAACAACCAUUAUUAAAUCGUACACCUGAAAUUUCACUUCCUUCAAUUCUUCCAAGCAAAGCUAAUCUAUCACCAACAUUUCAACAACCUCAAAUGAUGGAAACACAACAACAACAACAACCUUUUCUUCAACCUCCACAGCAUCAACAACAAAAGCAGUUUAUGAGUAAUGUUCAAUCAUCUAAUACUACACAAUUUUUUGAUAUGCCAUAUGAUCAACAACAACAAAUCCAGCAACAACAACAAUUUUUACAGCAACAAUCAAAAAUACAGCAAUCUCAAUCACAAUCUAAUACUACAACAAAUAUGUCUACAGAAUCAUCAACUGAUAAAAAGAAAAAGUCUAAAGGGAAAGAUGGGAAAUCUAGUUCUGAUAAAAAGCGUUCUCAAAAACAACAGCAAUCUCAACAGCAUCAACAGUAUGUUCAAAGACAGGAUCAACAGAAUGCUGCUGCUAUUAUACCUUCAACUUCAUCUAUGCCAAAUGUGACAGAUCCCGUAUUUCAACAACAAUGGGCGGCUGUAAAUAUGGCAGCACAAGCUGCACAUUUUGCUAAUUAUUAUCAACAGCAACAACAACAAUAUCCUUAUAUUGCUGGUGGGUCAAUUAAUCAAAAUACUAACAAUAUUGGACAAAUGAAUCAAUACAUGUACAAUCAACAACAAGCUUGGCAAGCAUGGCAAAUGCAGGCUGCAAAAUUCCAUCAACAGCAGCAACAACCAACAGCUAAUUAUGCUGCUAAUUUUCCGUAUGCUGAUUUUUUAAAUUCUUAUAUGGCUAAUGGUGGAGGUGGAGGAAUAAAUAAUGGAGGAAUUCCAGGAAAUAGUAAUACUUCAGCAUCAGCAAUGAUGAUGCAACAACAACAGCAGCAGCAACAAGUUUGGAAUAACAAUAGUUUUGGUCAAAUUCGAAAUAAUAAUUUUUCAUCUUUCCAAAAUCAUCCGAGCUUUUAUCCUCCACAUCCCCCACAAAUGUAAUAAUAUCUACCCAGACUAUAUUAUAAGGCUUGGUUUUGAUUAUGUAAAAAUUUUUUCUGGGGUUUUUUCUGUUUCAGCUCCAAGCUUUAUUAUCUCUUUAUUUUAUUACUCCUCUUAACAAUACCAAAAAUAUUUCUUAAAGAAAAUUUCGGUUGGGAGUUUCGCUAAUCUAUUAACCUUAUUUUACAUAUUUUUAUAUUUUGAUCACUACAUAUAUAUUUUAACAUGCAUCAUAUAUAUUUUGAUAUCU